Molecule: messenger RNA, 2405 nt
Organism: Rhopalosiphum maidis (corn leaf aphid)
Lineage: Eukaryota; Metazoa; Arthropoda; Insecta; Hemiptera; Aphididae
Gene: Papss
Product: bifunctional 3'-phosphoadenosine 5'-phosphosulfate synthase
Exons: 11
Coding region: 156-2018 (620 amino acids)
Biological process (GO): sulfate assimilation; 3'-phosphoadenosine 5'-phosphosulfate biosynthetic process
Molecular function (GO): adenylylsulfate kinase activity; sulfate adenylyltransferase (ATP) activity; ATP binding
Source: RefSeq, a predicted model, not a curated record
UCAAUUGGAAAAUCACGCUCGUUGAGCUGACAACCAAAUAACUUGCUCUCUUAUUUUUAAUAUUAUUUUAUUUUGUAACUUACAACUUUACUUUUUCUCACGUUUACUUAUAAAUUGGUUUUUGUUCAUAAAGAAUUUAUUAUUUUUAAUUAAAAAUGUCAGUUAACACAAGGACCAAAGCGGUUCGUGGUCCAAGCAGAAGUGUAGCGACCAAUGUCACCGUUCAGAAACAUCACGUUUCUCGGGAUAAACGUGGACAAGUUCUUGGCAAUGUGCGGGGAUUCCGUGGUUGUACCGUUUGGUUUACAGGAUUAUCCGGUGCCGGUAAGACGUCCGUGUCCUUCGAAUUGGAAGCGUAUUUAGUCGCCAGAGGAAUACCAGCUUACGGAUUGGACGGCGACAAUAUGCGAACAGGAUUAAACAGAGAUCUGGGAUUUAGCCCCGCCGAUCGAGAGGAGAAUAUUAGGCGCGUGGCUGAAGUGGCCAAAUUGUUCGCGGACAGUGGUGUUGUUACAUUGUGCAGUUUUGUGUCUCCAUUCCAACAAGACAGAGAAAUGGCCAGAAAGAUACACAAAGAAGCUGAUUUACCAUUUUUCGAGGUGUUUGUCGAUGCACCUUUAAGUGUGUGCGAAGAACGUGACGUCAAAGGUCUUUAUAAAAAGGCCAGAGCUGGUCAUAUUAAAGGAUUUACUGGAGUUGACCAGGUGUAUGAAAAACCAGACUCCCCAGAAUUAGUUCUUAAAACAGUUCAUUUAUCCAUAGAAGAGAGUACUAUGCAAGUAGUACAAAUGCUUGAAGAAAAUGAAAUAAUUCCUCUCCAAAUGAAUCGUGAUAUUGACCGCGUACCUGAACUAUUUGUCCCAGAAAAUGCAAUUGAAAAAACUAAAUCCGAAGCACUAUUACUUCCUCGACUUGACAUUGGAAAGAUAGACACACAAUGGGUACAAGUAUUGGCUGAAGGCUGGGCAGCUCCACUUGGUGGUUUCAUGAACGAAGAAGAAUAUUUACAAACUUUGCAUUUCAAUAGUUUUAGCGAAGAUGUUAAUCAAUCUAUACCUAUUGUUUUGCCCAUAUCCACUGAUAAAAAGGAACAAUUGUUUGGCUGUGAAGAAAUUGCUUUAUGGUAUAAUUCAAAACCAAUAGCAAUACUUCGUAAACCAUCAUUCUAUCCCCACCGUAAAGAAGAACGAGUAUGUCGUCAAUUUGGAACAUCGCAUCCCAAUCAUCCUUACAUAAAAACAAUUUAUGAAAGUGGUGAUUGGUUGGUUGGUGGUAACUUAGACGUCAUAGAAAGAAUCUUGUGGAAUGAUGGUUUGGAUGAUAUUCGUUUCACACCAAAUGAACUCCGUGCUAAAUGGAGAGAAAUGAAAGCAGAUGCAAUAUUUGCUUUCCAACUUCGAAACCCAAUACAUAAUGGCCAUGCACUAUUAAUGCAGGACACUAAGAAAAAACUUCUGGAACGCGGAUACAAAAAACCGGUUUUACUGUUACAUCCUCUUGGUGGCUGGACAAAAGAUGAUGAUGUUCCACUUCACGUGAGAAUUCUUCAACACAAAGCUGUACUUAGAGAUGGAAUUUUAGAUCCAGAAGCUACUGUUUUGGCUAUUUUUCCAGCACCUAUGAAUUAUGCUGGGCCUACAGAGGUGCAAUGGCAUGCAAAAGCUCGCAUGUCUGCAGGAGCAAACUUUUACAUUGUAGGUAGGGAUCCAGCAGGAGUUCCACAUCCAGAUACUAACAUAUCAGGUGAUUUAUUUGAUCCCACUCAUGGUGCACGUGUGUUGACUAUGGCACCAGGUCUGUCAGACUUAGAAAUUAUUCCCUUUCGUGUAGCAGCCUAUGAUAAAACAAAAAAAGCCAUGGACUUUUAUGAUUCUGCACGACACAAUGAUUUCAAUUUCAUUUCUGGCACGAAAAUGAGAGGUCUAGCCAAAGAUGGCAUUGAACCACCUGCUGGGUUCAUGGCGUCUUCAGCCUGGGAAGUACUGGCCAGCUAUUACAAAUCAUUGAACAAACUUUGAAUAAGAUUUUAUUUAUUUAUAUUUGUCCAUAGUAGACGGUGGACAUUCCUAUUUUAAUUAACUAACAAUCCCUCCAUUCCUUUUUAAAUUUCUUUACUUCUAUGUAUGUGAAUUAUUUUAAUUUUUUUUGUUAUUGUAUUUAUUAUUAUUUUGGUGCGUUGAAUAAUAUAUUGGUAGUAUGUAGAAUAGCUUUUUAUUAUUGUUAUACUAUACUAUUAUAUAUAUUAUAAUAAUAAUUUUAAAAACAAAAAUAUUUGAAAAAUGACAGUAGUAAAUUUAAUUUUGUUAGUUUAAUUACAGCCAUAGAACUAAAAUUACUAAAGUGAAUAACAAUUACUUAAUUGUAUAACUUAUAAUUUCUAUUUAUUGUAAUAAACAAUUAAAGAA